UUAAGCGAAGAAUGGCAGGUGGAGUUGAUUUCUGUUUAAAAAAAAGCACUAUGCUUAACACUUUGGCUGCCGGCGUCUGCAAUUGAAACUACUCAGCAUAGACUCGACUCUACCUCUUGGAAUUCAUGAAAAAAUACUUAAAAAUGUUUUUUUUAACAAUUUGAUAGACAGUCUUUAUUUGAUCUAAUGUCACGCUCUAAUUUAUACAGAAUGAUAAAGAAAAAUGCAGUGUAGCUGAAUUAAUAAUUUUUCUAUAUCAUAUCUACGAUCAAUCAAUAUAUUUUCACAGGACAUUUCACUUUUGUGCAAGCAACUAUAUUCUUUCUUUAUCAAUAAAUUCAUCUCUUGUCUUGCAUAUUCUUUGAUAAGGUUAUCGAAACCACAUAACAAGUAGUGGGAGUAAGUAGGACAAUCUUUUCCCUCAAGACUUUGCAGUCAGGUGAAAUCGUUCACUGCGAACAGACAAUCUUUCUUACACGUGCUAUGGUGGUCUCUUUUGCUCGAUAAGACAGAUAAGAAGUAAUGGCGUCCAAAUUUCAUAACUAGGGAUUGAUAUACUGGAUUUUUAAAAUAAAUCACGAUGGAUACUAACACGUGUACUUACGACGAACUACGAUACGAUCGAGCAUGCGUCGGAUUGCGAAGUAAUUUUGAAACUGCUGAAACUUUUUUGUAUUCGCUAUCAUCAGAUUGUGAAAGUUGUCCCUACGGUAGAAUAGCUUCAAUAUCAAAAUCGAAUAAUCAAAGUGUAAGAUUUGACACGACUUACAAAUCGUUUUGGAGAGUAAUAGAAACUGAUGGCGAAAGUGAAUAUAUAUCCGCGUCAGAUAAAAGUGGUAUCGUAUGCGAAUUGUCACCAAACGUAGGUCAAUUUGGAUUAUACGAAUUAACUGUGAAUAACGGCAGUUGCGAUUUCACGACGAUUCAAGAGCCUUCUAAUCUUUAUACAUCUCUUGUUGUCGUGCUGGGAGCUUUGCUAUGUAUCAGUUUUGGAUCGUCUUUGUUAAGAACCGGAGUGGUCGCACUGGUAAAAAGAUUUCGAAGAGACAACACAGAACCGCCACCAGACAAGACUUCGACAAAGCGUCGAAUUAAUUCAAUUGACACAUUCCGAGGAAUCAGCAUACUGUUUAUGAUAUUUGUAAACGACGGAGCCGGCGGAUACGCAAUUCUGGAACACGUAACCUGGAACGGAUUAUUCGUAGGGGAUUUUGUGUUUCCAUGUUUCGUUUGGGUUAUGGGAGUCUGCAUACCUAUAUCACUUUCGUCUCAAUUGUCUCACGGUGUAUCACGACUUUCCCUUUGCUGUGCGAUUCUCAAGCGAAGCGUACUUCUCUUUCUGAUUGGACUAUCGCUGAAUACAUUGGGAACUGAUGCCCAACUUGAGAAUAUUCGAAUUCUUGGAGUUCUGCAAAGAUUCAGUAUUGUUUACUUGGUUGUUGCUUUGACAUUUGCACUGCUGAAUCGACGAAAGCCAUUGGAGCUCGAGAAUCUUUUCUUACGCCGAAUCAGUGAAAUUCUAGCGUUGCUACCGCAGUGGCUGAUCAUUCUUGCCAUUCUUGCUGCUCAUUGUGUUAUAACGUUUCAUUUGCCAGUUCCAAAUUGUCCUACUGGCUAUCUUGGACCUGGUGGACGACAUGAGGAUGGAAAAUAUUUUAAUUGCACUGGUGGCGCCACGGGGUACAUUGAUAAGAUUGUAUUAGGAAUUGAUCACAUUUAUCAAUGGCCGACGUCGAGUACCGUUUAUGGAUCAGGACCUUUUGAUCCUGAGGGUAUACUAGGAUGCCUCACCACGAUCUUUCAAGCUUUCUUGGGCGUCCAGGCUGGCAUGAUUUUAAGGUAUUAUAAAAACUGGAAGGACCGGGUUGCCAGGUGGCUUCUGUGGGCAGCGAUAUGCGGUACCUUGGGCGCCAUUCUCCACUUUAACGACUUCAUACCAGCAAAUAAAAAUUUGUGGUCAUUAUCCUUCGUACUUCUGACCACGUGUUUUGCUUUUCUUCUACUUACCGGAUGCUACGUUCUUAUUGACGUCACUGAAGUCUGGCGCGGUGGUCCUUUUCGAAUUCCAGGUAUGAACGCUUUGGCAAUGUACUUUGGUCAUCAGCUGUGCUAUCAGAUUUUCCCGUUUCAUUGGAGAUAUGGCUUAAUGAAUACUCAUUUCUCGCUACUUAUCGAAGCUGUUUGGGGAGCUGCCUUGUGGACCCUUGUUGCAUAUAUUUUGCAUCACAAAAGAAUAUAUAUCACACUAUAACAUAUAACACUGACUGAUUUACUUUGUAAUAGUAUUAAUCAACUUAUUGGAAGCAUUGCUCAAACUUUAUCGAUAUCAGUACAAGUUCUCUUCAUUAUUAAAUUGCGUUAUGAAUUAAUUAACCUGCUAAAGAAACAAAUAAAAUAAAUGAUUAUAUCGAUUAAAUGUCAAUGGAAGAUA
Cephus cinctus (wheat stem sawfly) is the source of this 2431-nucleotide messenger RNA. Its product is annotated as heparan-alpha-glucosaminide N-acetyltransferase. NCBI's taxonomy places the organism in Eukaryota, Metazoa, Arthropoda, Insecta, Hymenoptera, Cephidae. The coding region runs from base 581 to 2251 and encodes 556 amino acids. The transcript is spliced from 12 exons. The record is from RefSeq and is a predicted model, not a curated record.